AAUUAAUUCAACAACUUUGGAAGCAAAUAAAAGAAGCGCCAGUGUUUUUCAUGUUAUUAUCCGAAAACUAUUUGACGGUUAAAGAUGGUGCUACAAGCGAAGACUAGUUUUGCACUCACAUACUCGCCGCAUUUUCCAUCAUCUUCUUCUCUUCUUUUCCCUCCUCAAAUCUUCAACUUCAAACUCAAACCCUCACCUCUCUCACUCACUCUCACGCGCCGCCGAAUACUACCCAUAGUCGCGUGCGCCGUCGAGGAAAAAAACCAACCUAGCUCCAAACCCGAACCCGAAUCCGAACCGGAAUCAAAUGAGUCCGAUUUAGCAUCGGAAUUGAAGAAAGCGAUGCAAGAGAGGAAGGAGAAAGAAGGCGAUAAUUUCUGGAACGGAGUGGUUAACGAGAUCGGUGAAAUUGAGUGGCCUGAGUUUGGGAAGGUUUUGGGAACAACCGGUGUUGUUCUUAGUGUUAUCUUUGGUUCUAGCGUUGUUUUGCUCACUGUUAAUGCUGUUUUAGCUGAGCUUUCUGAUAAGGUUUUUGCAGGCAAAGGGAUUCAGGAUUUCUUCACGUGAAUUGCUUCACGCUUUUUGACUGCAAAUGUGGCUGUAAUUGAGAUUGUGAAAUCAAUAGAAAGGAAAAAAAUUGGGUAAAUAAGUUUUUGGCUCUGAAGGGUUUCAGGUUAGUAGCUACUAUAUUAGAUAUUUGGUUUUAGUUGAUAAAAAUAGAUGUUAACCAUAGUCACACGUUGGGGGUAAGUCAAAUUGAUGAAGUUGUGUAUCUCAGUUGUGCAUUGCAAAUUAGUUGGCAUCACACGAACUGUAUUUCAAGUCAAGUUUUAAAUUCAAUUUGUUGUUUAUGUCUGAGUCAUCCAAUGGCUGAAAUCCGAUGAAUACAUGGGAUUCAGAUCUUUUUCCUGAUGCUAGGUAAUGUUAUCAUAAGGAUGCCUAGGAAAAUAUGAUUUAGCAAGUUAGUUUGAAGACAACACCAAUGAAUCUUAUGAGGAGAUAUCACCUUAGACUUGGCACGCAGCCAGUUAUCUAUAAUGAGAAAAACAGUGCUUGGCUUUUUACAUGAUUAUUCCUGUAUGUCAAUUAUAAAGGUUAUAAAGCUAUUUCAUAGCAGUUUUCUUUCAAAAGAAGCUCUUAUUCGUUUCCUCCUGUCAAUUUUCAACUUGGUCAAUAAUAUGAUCGAAUAGCAGAAACAUGGCUUUUGUUUUGUGUUUAAAAUGCUGUAGUUCCUAUGCCUAAUUGUUUUCCAGUAUGUAGGGAGUGACAUAAAGUCUAGUAUUCAUUCUACUGCUUUACUGACCCCCUUGCAAGCUCAAAGUUAUCUAUGUUAAACAAUUUUAAAAUAUCCAUGCACAUGGACAAUGGAUUACCUAUAUGUUUGUUUUGUGAAACGUUUUCUAUGCCAAAUUAUUUUUCAUUUAAUUUCCGUUUAGUAUAUUUCGUCUUGUUUUUCGGAAAAGAAUUUCCAUAUAUAGUUUUUUAAAGAAUAUGUGAACUGUGGAGACAAACAAUUUUGUAAUGAUCUUUACAUAGUUUCAAAGAAUGUGUAGAUUGUAGACUGAGACAGUUUUGAAAUGAAUUUAAUAUAUAUUCCAUAAAUGUUUU
This is a messenger RNA of Lathyrus oleraceus (garden pea), 1608 nucleotides long. RefSeq names its product preprotein translocase subunit SECE1. The coding region runs from base 85 to 567 and encodes 160 amino acids. The record is from RefSeq and is a predicted model, not a curated record. The transcript has 2 exons. Gene Ontology annotation, cellular component: chloroplast thylakoid membrane. Lineage: Eukaryota; Viridiplantae; Streptophyta; Magnoliopsida; Fabales; Fabaceae.